Messenger RNA from Dibothriocephalus latus, 1089 nucleotides. The record is from the annotation of a GenBank genome assembly. NCBI's taxonomy places the organism in Eukaryota, Metazoa, Platyhelminthes, Cestoda, Diphyllobothriidea, Diphyllobothriidae.
CGCAGAAAGUCGCCUGGUCAGAAACUACGACCAGUCGACUGGAAGAAUGAACGCUUAGUCAAGUUUGAAAAAGAGUUUUAUCGUGAAUCGUCCAGCGUUCGAAAACGCAGUUCAGCUGAAAUUAAACAGUUUCGCAAGGACUCAAAAAUAACUACUGAGGGAGAAGAUGUUCCGAGGCCAAUAUUUAAGUUCUCCGAAGCCGGAUUUCCCAAGUCGGUCAUGGAUGGCUGGCCAAUUGCUUUAAGCGGUAAAGAUGUUGUUGGCAUCGCUCAAACGGGAUCUGGGAAGACUGCCGCCUUCCUUCUUCCGGCUAUUGUACACAUCAAGGCGCAGCCGUCAAUGAAGCGACUCGAUGGCCCCAUAGCUCUGAUUCUGGUGACUACGCGCGAACUGGCCCAACAAGUCGAGAAGGUUGCCCGCGAAUUCUGUUCGAAUGCCAGUCUGAAAUGUCGUCUUCUGGACUUUCUCGAAACCAAGGACACAAAUCUGCGUAGAUGCACAUAUCUGGUUGUUGACGAGGCUGAUCGCAUGCUUGACAUGGGGUUCGAGCCCUCGCUUCGUCGAAUAAUAUCUCAGGUACGCCCGGAUAGACAGACUCUCAUGUGGUCUGCUACUUGGCCGAAAGAAGUGCGGUCACUUGCGCGCGAUUUCCUCCACAAGUUUGUCCAAAUCAACAUCGGAUCACAGGAUCUAUCUGCCAACCACAACAUAAAGCAGAUUGUCGAAGUCAUUCCCGAAUCUAAAAAUUUACCUCUUGCAGAUUUCAGGCGCGGCAAGGUCAACAUACUUGUGGCAACAGACAUCGCCUCGAGAGGAUUAGACAUUCAGGACAUAGGUUACAUAGUCAAUUACGAUUACCCAACUCAUGCCGAAGACUACGUCCACAGAAUUGGGAGAACUGGGCGAUGUCACAAUAAGGGAACAGCCUAUACUUUCUUCACGAGUGAUAAUCCACGCACGGCUCAUCAGUUAAUCAAAGUUCUGGAAGAAGCUAAACAGAAAAUCCCGAAGAAACUAGAAGAACUUGCUUCGCAUAUUGGCGGUGGCGGACGCGGUAGAUAUGGAGGCCAAAACGGAACGAAGGAAGUC